Messenger RNA from Baudoinia panamericana UAMH 10762, 690 nucleotides. RefSeq lists its product as uncharacterized. Bases 240 to 578 code for a protein of 112 amino acids. The record is from RefSeq and is a predicted model, not a curated record. The transcript has a single exon. Lineage: Eukaryota; Fungi; Ascomycota; Dothideomycetes; Mycosphaerellales; Teratosphaeriaceae.
AUCCGGAAGGCACUGAUACCGACGGCAACAGUCUCCAAUCCGGGAGAUCGUAGCCUGAGCCUCUGCGGCGCGCUUGUAUCGACCAUGCCGCAGACUCCAGAUUCGUUGCCGAAUGCUUCGACUUGGUUAUCAAUCUGCUCCGCAAGACUCACAUUGGACGACUCCAUAAUGGAAUCGGGUGACUCUCCACCGUAGAGAUCGAGCGUGUAUCGAGCGACGACGUGUGCCACGUGCAUGCAAUGCCGUGGCGUGCUUGUCUAACGGCCAGCUUCUGGCGCCGGGUGUGGAGCGCUAUCUGCUGGCCUAUGUCAGCCGCUGAAGCAAGAGCUAUACAGGACUCCUCCCAUAUCAGUGGCGAGGAUGCAAGCAUCGGCAAUCAGAUGCGACCUGCGGGACAACACACCCAAAACGUGGUGAGCUUCAGGCGCCUAUACCUCACCAAGUACCGCCGUCGCCGUCACCCCGAAGUGACCGCUUGUAGCGACGGUACCACCGCAUUCUUCUGCCGUCAGCAUUCUAGAUGGGCUGACAACCGCGUAAAAUGGAUACAGAGCGAAGUUCCCGGCGGUCUCCGCUAGCUGUCUCUAGGAGGAUGCGUUCGUUGGCCGUCAUCUGCAAAUGUCUUACGUUCCGUCAGUAUUGCAAUGCCAACAUUAUGCGAUAUAUCUCAAUUGGUUCUGCGACGAGGCG